This is a messenger RNA of Dama dama (fallow deer), 4218 nucleotides long. It is a transcript of the gene NCBP1, whose product is annotated as nuclear cap binding protein subunit 1. The record is from RefSeq and is a predicted model, not a curated record. Lineage: Eukaryota; Metazoa; Chordata; Mammalia; Artiodactyla; Cervidae. Gene Ontology annotation, biological process: mRNA export from nucleus; nuclear-transcribed mRNA catabolic process, nonsense-mediated decay; regulation of mRNA processing. Gene Ontology annotation, cellular component: nuclear cap binding complex; nucleus. Bases 113 to 2485 code for a protein of 790 amino acids. The transcript has 23 exons. Gene Ontology annotation, molecular function: RNA cap binding; mRNA binding; protein binding.
GCGCCGGCCACUCCGCGCGCCUCGCCGCUGUCCUCCCGGCGGCCGGCGGCCUGACGGUUCCUGCGGCGCUUCGUGAGCGGUGCCUCAGCUCCGCCGAGCACCAGCGUGCGGCAUGUCGCGGCGGCGGCACAGCGACGAGAACGAUGGGGGACAACCUCACAAAAGGAGAAAGACCUCUGAUGCAAAUGAAACUGAAGAUCACUUGGAAUCUUUAAUAUGCAAAGUAGGAGAAAAGAGUGCCUGCUCUUUGGAGAGCAACCUCGAAGGCUUGGCUGGUGUUUUGGAAGCUGAUCUUCCUAAUUACAAGAGCAAGAUCUUAAGGCUUCUUUGUACAGUUGCACGUCUGUUACCUGAGAAGUUGACCAUUUAUACAACAUUAGUUGGACUACUGAAUGCCAGGAAUUACAACUUUGGUGGAGAAUUUGUAGAAGCCAUGAUUCGCCAACUGAAAGAAUCAUUGAAAUCAAACAAUUAUAAUGAAGCUGUAUAUUUGGUCCGUUUUCUUUCUGAUCUUGUGAAUUGUCAUGUCAUUGCUGCCCCAUCAAUGGUUGCUAUGUUUGAAAAUUUUGUAAGUGUAACUCAGGAAGAAGAUGUGCCUCAGGUGCGGCGGGAUUGGUACGUGUAUGCAUUUCUGUCGUCUUUGCCCUGGGUUGGAAAGGAAUUGUAUGAGAAGAAAGAUGCAGAGAUGGACCGAAUCUUUGCCAACACUGAAAGCUAUCUUAAAAGACGCCAAAAGACUCAUGUACCCAUGUUACAAGUAUGGACGGCAGAGAAACCACAUCCGCAAGAAGAGUAUUUAGAUUGCCUCUGGGCCCAGAUUCAGAAAUUGAAAAAGGAUCGCUGGCAGGAGCGGCACAUCCUAAGACCUUAUCUUGCCUUUGACAGCAUCCUGUGUGAAGCCCUGCAGCACAACCUGCCUCCCUUCACGCCGCCGCCUCACACCGAGGACUCGGCGUACCCGAUGCCGAGGGUCAUCUUCAGAAUGUUUGACUACACGGAUGAUCCCGAGGGUCCUGUAAUGCCAGGGAGUCAUUCAGUGGAAAGAUUUGUAAUAGAAGAGAAUCUUCACUGCAUCAUUAAGUCCCAUUGGAAGGAAAGGAAAACUUGCGCCGCGCAGCUAGUGAGUUAUCCUGGGAAGAACAAGAUCCCCUUGAACUACCACAUAGUUGAGGUGAUCUUUGCAGAGCUGUUUCAACUUCCAGCACCGCCUCAUAUCGAUGUGAUGUACACAACGCUUCUCAUUGAACUGUGCAAACUUCAGCCUGGCUCUCUACCCCAAGUUCUUGCACAGGCAACUGAAAUGUUAUAUAUGCGUUUGGACACAAUGAAUACUACAUGUGUAGACAGGUUUAUUAAUUGGUUUUCCCAUCAUCUAAGUAACUUCCAAUUCCGUUGGAGCUGGGAAGAUUGGUCAGAUUGUCUUACUCAAGAUCCAGAAAGUCCCAAACCAAAGUUUGUAAGAGAAGUUCUAGAAAAAUGUAUGAGGUUGUCUUACCAUCAGCGUAUAUUAGAUUUUGUCCCUCCUACCUUCUCAGCUCUAUGUCCUGCAAACCCAACCUGCAUUUACAAGUAUGGAGAUGAAAGUAGCAACUCUCUUCCUGGACAUUCGGUUGCCCUCUGUUUAGCUGUUGCCUUUAAAAGUAAAGCAACCAAUGAUGAAAUCUUCAGCAUUCUGAAAGACGUCCCUAAUCCUAAUCAGGAUGAUGAUGAUGAUGAAGGAUUCAGCUUUAACCCACUGAAAAUAGAGGUCUUUGUACAGACUCUGCUACACUUGGCAGCCAAGUCGUUCAGCCACUCCUUCAGCGCUCUUGCAAAGUUUCAUGAAGUCUUCAAAACCCUAGCUGAAAGCGAUGAAGGAAAAUUACAUGUUCUAAGAGUCAUGUUUGAGGUCUGGCGGAACCAUCCACAGAUGAUUGCGGUUCUGGUAGAUAAGAUGAUUCGUACGCAGAUUGUGGACUGUGCUGCAGUAGCAAAUUGGAUCUUCUCUUCAGAAUUGUCUCGUGACUUUACUAGACUGUUUGUUUGGGAAAUCUUGCACUCCACAAUUCGUAAGAUGAACAAACACGUUCUCAAGAUCCAGAAAGAGCUAGAAGAGGCUAAGGAAAAACUUGCAAGGCAACACAAACGGCGAAGUGAUGAUGAUGACAGAAGCAGUGACAGGAAAGAUGGGGCCCUUGAAGAACAAAUAGAAAGACUGCAGGAAAAAGUGGAAUCUGCUCAGAGUGAACAGAAGAAUCUCUUCCUUGUCAUAUUUCAGCGCUUUAUCAUGAUCCUGACCGAGCACUUAGUACGCUGUGAAACUGAUGGGACCAGUGUGUUAACACCGUGGUAUAAGAACUGUAUAGAGAGGCUCCAGCAGAUCUUCCUACAGCAUCACCAAAUAAUCCAGCAGUACAUGGUGACCCUGGAGAACCUGCUCUUCACUGCUGAGUUAGACCCGCACAUCCUGGCCGUGUUCCAGCAGUUCUGUGCCCUGCAGGCCUAAGGGUCAUUUUUUUUCCCCCCUUCCUGUCAAGAUUUUUUUAAAAGAUCUCAAAAUAAUCUGUCUUAUUUUUUAUUGUUUGAAUGCUUGCUUUCUUGUAGCAUCCUGUCACUUUCUAAAAGAGAGAGGAGGACAGUGAAGAAAUAUGGUAUUGAUUACCCUUAACUGCCCCUAAAAAGCAGAUAUUCCCUAAUGACAAUAAUGUGAUAAUGACCAUAGGAUGUAUUGUAUAUGUGACAAAUACAGCUUUUCUGAUAUUUUUUUCUCCUUAAGGCACAAAAGAUAACUAAUUUGAGGUAUGUGAAACACUAGAGGGUCAAGCUUAUUUACCAAGUAGUAUAUAGAACUGAUGAAUUUAUUAUCAAGUAGCAUAGCUUUUCACAGCUCAUGGGUACCUCUAACAUGGCUGAAAUAAAAACUAAAAAUGUUUUUUAAACUUUGGUAUUUCAUGAUUUAUCAUCUCAGUCUACUUUAGUGAUUUCUUUGUAAAAUAACCCCAUCUGAAAUUUUCUCUUCAAAAUACUUUUAAUUACUGUAGUAUUUUUAAGAUACUAUUAAAAAGUUACUAGAGUAGCACAUUCCUAAAUCUGAACACAAAUCACCUGGGGCUGUCUGAAAAGUUAUUUUUUAAAUUAAUAUUAAACCACAGUCUUUCAAACACAGACAUAUCUGGUAGUUCUUAAGGCUCCCAGGUAAUUGCAAUAUGCAGACAAGUUUUGGAAUUAUCAUCUUAGAAGAUCUGGUCAUCUCAAAUCUGAGACAGAUCUGUUCAAGCUCAUAUAGUGCAUUUCUUGUUAAAGUGUGACUCAGAAGUAGCUAGACUGACUAAUGCCUAGGGUUGGAUGUAGGUCUGGAUUUUAUUUCUGUGGAAUCUGGUCCAAGUAACUAACUAAUUCCUAAACCUGUUUCCUAUAUGGUGUUGAGGCUUAACUAAGAUAAGAAAAGUACAUUGUAAAAUAACAAGGCGUUAUCUGACAUUCCAAAUUUCUAGCAUCUUUAGUUUUUUUUUCUCAUUGAACCUUUGAAAAAACUUAGCAAUAAUCCCACAACUGAAGUAGCUUUGUUCAUUUGUACAAUAUAGGUUUUUUUUUUUUUUUUUAACUUAGUACAUCAUAAGUUUAUGGUGCAUAAUAUAUGGGGUCUCUUUGGCUCUUUGGUUUGCCAUAUACUUAGUGGCUACAGAAUAUAGUCUACUCAGUAGAUAGAAAUUCCUAGGAUUUUAAAACACCAUACCAUUUAAGACAGAUAAUCACAAGAUUAAAGUUGCAUGGCAAGUUACUGGCAGGGAACUAAAAGCCAAGUGCUUAGCUAAAUGUUCUUUUGUUUAUACUGUUCCUCCUUCCCAUAAACUAUGUAAUUAGUUAGAAAUGGCUCCUGUCCUCAAGAAGCUAAAGGGUAACAUUCAAGGCUUUGGUAACUUUGACCCUGAAGCUGCUUUGUAAUCCUUUCAGAAUGUAUCGCAAAGUCUGGCUACUUAGACUUUUACCUGAUCCACCUCCUUUCUCUGAGACCCUCUUCACCUGUAAUGGUUGCUUCUAACAACUGCUUACUGAUGUGACCCUGCUCUGAUCCAGUCUGGCAAACUAGGUGUAUGGAAAAACCAAACCAGAGAUUGAAUUCUGAAGAAACACAUUCAACAAUCGCUCUCUCCACAAAUGAAGCUCACAGAAACAAAAGAAUGGCAUGUCACACUGUACAUCAUACCUUACAAUAAAUCAAUAUUCUGUUAAACUGAA